AUGCCCUCACGGCCCAGCUCUUCUAUGCCCUCAUGGCAAAUUCCCCAAGCUGCUCCAGUUCCUCCUGUUGCAAAGCCCUCAGCUCCUGCGACAAAGUCUUCAGCACCUGUGCAUCUCGCCACUUGCCAGAGGACCACAGGCAUCUCAAUUGCCUCAGGAGCCUCUGCAAGUUCUUCAGCUCCUCCGCAACCCUCAACAGGCCCAACCUUGGUGAAGACCAAGGCUACUGCUAGACGAGGCUCUAGACCAAGUCCUCACAAGAAUCAAGUUGCCUUUCAUGUGCCAUCUAGUGAAGACAAAGCUGAUGAUGAAGAACUCGCUGAAAUCAUCAGAGAUAGACAGCAAAGGGCCGCUGGAGCCAAAGAGAUCAAAGGACUCAGUGAUGAAUCCAACGCCUACCGUGCAGAUUGGCUUGGAGCCAAAGUCAGAUUUGUGAAAAUGGCUGAAAGCACCACUGAUGAAAAUCAUGCUGCUGAUGAAAAUGAAAGUACCAGGGCUGAUGAAGCUAUUCCAGCCACUGAUGAAAUUGCCAGGGCAACCACUAGUGUUGCGCCUGAAGAAUACGCUAGGCCAGUUGAAGUAUCUGUCGCUACACCUGAAGACACUGAACAAGUCAGGGCAACUGCAUCAGUUGCGCCUGAGGUAAAUGAACCAAUUUCGUCUGCUCCUCCUGCACCAAUGCCAAGUCCUAUUCUUCCUUCUACAUCAGAAGCAAAGAAAACCAAAGCUGCGGAGUGA
This is a messenger RNA of Aegilops tauschii subsp. strangulata, 738 nucleotides long. The record is from RefSeq and is a predicted model, not a curated record. Lineage: Eukaryota; Viridiplantae; Streptophyta; Magnoliopsida; Poales; Poaceae.